AUGGAAGCUAAAGUUGAAGUGGUCGAAAAUGAUGUAAAUAAGCAAUUGUUUUCGAAAGAGUUUAAGGGAGAAGCCAGUGUAAAAGGCUCAGAUUAUGCAAUUAACCAAAUGUUAUACAUUUUGGGAGGAUACGCCUUGGCGCCAACGCCGCUACCCAGUGAUCUCAUAUCAUUGUGGGCGGACCCAGAAGUAGAUAAAUCGCAACCAUGUGAAUAUUGUUCAUACGAGAGGUCUAAAAUCGCAUUUCCAAACGUUAAAGUUGAUUUAAAGAGGAGAGUUAUAAAAUUCAUUUCACUGAAGAGAGCCUGCGGUCGAUGCUACAAUAUAAUAAGCAUUAAAAGGCUCCUAAGCAAAAUUGUGGAAGCAUUUAGAAACAAGAAGGAUCAAUUUAACACUAUAUAUAAGCAUUUUUUGAAAGUAAAUGGACUGAAUGAGUCGGAAAAAAGUGAAAGUGACAAGUCAACCAGUGAUGUCGAGGGAGAUAAAAAUUUAAUUUUUCAAGAUUUGGUAUCGAUGGCAUAUAGCUUAAACCAAGUAAUGAGAAUGAGAAAGAGUAGCAGAAUAGGAUUUAUACUGAAGAGAGUAAAACUGGUAGAUUACGGCCACUUUAAGGGAACAGAGUUCACACUAGAUAAGAGGGGUGGUUCAAGUGAUGUUGGCUUAGAUGAGUCGGACGAUUCAAGGAGUGUGGAUGCAUUAAGAGGCAGUAGGAUUUAUUUUGACGUUGGUGGCGGAGUUAACAGGAUUGUGUCGAAUUUAAGCAUGAAUUUCACAAGAAGAGUUCCAUCAAUAAUGAAAGAGGUGAUAGAAAGGUCAAUAGAAGGUAACGUGGAAAGGAUAUCACUGAAAGAUAUGUUGGACUUGAUAGUGUCACUGAGAAUGUGUAACAGUUUAUCGGAACGAGUGGCGAGUAAAUGUAUUGAAAGAAUAAACAAGGAGAUAAAGAACACUGAAAAGAGUAAAAACGAUGAUACCUACAUCAAAAUACUGGAUAUAGCAUUGGAAUUGGCGGAACAUGAGAUAGUAGAUGUCGGCAGUCAUCAGAAAAAAAGAAAGGAUGGCACUAUUAAGGGUAACAUGGUUGGUGAGAAUAGCAUCGAUGAUAAUGUAAUCGCUGAUAGUAAGUGUAACCCUGACGGAGGAAAGAAAGAAAAUGGAAAGGUGGAGAAAGCUAGUAUGAUAAAUGUUACGAAGUUUGUGUGUGACAAUAUGAAAGUGAUUGGCGGAACGAGUGAAAGUAAGCUGUUUAGAUUAAUACGGAUGUUUCAUGCAAUACUUAUGGAAGGAAGAUUGAAAGAAGGGGAUGAAAUGAGAUUGGCUUUUGAUGGACUGUAUGGGCGAUAUUUGAGAGAGUUGACGAGUUUAGUAUUGGAAUCGAGCAUAUUCAGUAGUUUGAUGGGUGGUCCAGUUGAUAAUGGGAAUGUUGCAAGUCAAAGUGUAAUCAAGUCGCUAAACGACUGCAAUAGAGUUAUAGACAUAUUAAAACUGAAUGCCAUGAAUAGUAGGUAUCAGAAGUGCCUGAGAGGUCAUGUGAUUGAUGAAAGUAGCGAUCAUGUAAGUGGUCGCGUAACUAGGUAUGUCGAUAGCGCCAAUAUUCGAAACAAAAAUAACGCUAAAGAUGACAAGAAGGAUCUGAUGCCAAUGGCGCAACUGAGAAAGUGUGUAAUUGGUGAUAUGUACAGUGUUAUAGUGGAGAACAUAAGUAAAUUUACAAGUGGAAACAUAGUUGACCUAAUAAAAACAGUAAGAAUACUGGGAGACCCAUAUCCAAAGGAACUGGUUAACGGCGUAGUAAACGUAUACGUUAAGCACAUAGCACAGUAUAGCAUCAAUAACAUGAUAGCACUGCUGGAGGAGCUGAAGCUGAUGAACCUUAGGAGUGAAAAGGCCAUGUUGAAUACAGUAGUGUCUCUGCCGAGGAAAGCGUCGACAAUUGACUCGUUCGAACACAUCAUAAGGCUAAUGCAAGCAUACGAGGGGUACGAGAGCGAGUACCUGAACAUGUUUGUGCAACAGCAGAUACAGCAAAUAUACUACAAAAUUAACCCAAAGUACUUUCAAAAGGUGACGUACCCAGUAUCUAAAGUAGAUGAGCUAUGCACAGAUAGGCGUUGA
Molecule: messenger RNA, 2115 nt
Organism: Theileria orientalis strain Shintoku
Lineage: Eukaryota; Apicomplexa; Aconoidasida; Piroplasmida; Theileriidae
Exons: 6
Coding region: 1-2115 (704 amino acids)
Source: RefSeq, a predicted model, not a curated record